UGAUUGCGACACGACGUCAUCAUGGCGUCCAUCUACCACACCCAGACUGGUGACUAGCGAAGAGGGAUGAGACGGCCUCGCGGGCAAUGGAACUUGCGAUGUUGACCAGCCCCAUAGAUGUUUCGCAUCACGCUUUGCAGUUAUAAGGAAAUGUGGAAGCGCGCGCAAACUUUUUCGUAAUGUCUGAAAAAUAAACAUCACUUCUGUAAACAUCGCUACCUACGGUCGGCGUUGUAGUUGGUGUUGUAGUUGGUGUCAGAAACGAUGAAAGUUACACGACGUUGAUGAAGGAGGCAAAUAGCGAAGAUGCAGGCACAGGCACAAUCCACCCACAGUGGUGGAAAGAUGAAAUUGGAUGAGUUUGUGGAUAUCGUGACAUCAUUUAAGUGUCGAUUUUGUCGAUUUACCAGUCAGCAUAAGAUUGGCUUGUUCAGUCAUAUCCGAUACUGCCAUAAAGACAGCAUUGCAAGGGGAGAAAUCCCACCUGCUCCUACCCAGCAGGAGACUGGCGGUACUGUGCACCGACAGUUGCAGCCCACUCCUCCUGUCCAUGCUAGCCGGCAAUCCCCUCCGGAGAGGACGUACGGCAGUCGCAGGGUCACUGUUCAGCAGGUUUAUAAUCAUGUUGAAGCUCCUGUUGCAGACAAUGUUGGUCAAGUGCAGCAGCAGCAACAACAACAGCAGCAGCAGCAACAACAGCAGCAACAACAACAGCAGCAGCACACUGGCAUGCAACAGUGGGCGGUGCCCGUGACGUCACAGAGCCUAGUGGUGAACGACAUGGAGACCUACGCGCGGCCGGUGCCUCUCGAGGCGGUGAUCGUGCCGCUAAACCACGGCAUGCAGCUGCAGGGACCCGGCAUGCACCAGAACAUCCUGCAGCAGCAGCUGCUAGUGCAGAACUGUCUGCCGCAGCAGAUGCAUGACUAUGAGAGGAGCAUCUAUCAGCCUCAAGGGCAAAUGAUGCAGGGCUCCUGGGACCAGCAGAGGAUUGCGACGACAACGCAAGAGCAGCAGAUGGGUGCGACCAUAGAGGUGGAGCAUGUGGUGGAGCAAACAGUGCAGCAGCCAGAAGAUGCUGCAGCUUCUGUCAUAACCGACGGUCUGACGGCGGUGAUCAUACAGAAGCAGGAGGAAAUAGGAGGAAAGGAUGACGUAGUAGAAGAGGAAGCUGAGGGAGAGGAAGACAGCAACCAUAAAGAAGAUGAGGUUGAAGAGGAUGUGUUCAUGUGUGGGGAGUGUGGUGCCAGCUUCACUAAUGCAUUCUUGUGCAGGGAACACAUGGAGAAGGAGCACAACAUCAUCAUUACCGACGAGUCGGAGCUGGCUAAGAUGCCUGUACCAAAGGUCACCAAAAAGAAGCUGAAGAAGAAGAAGAUCGGGAAGAACGGGAAGCCAAUAAAGGACCGUAGAUGGAAGCGGCGUGUGUACGACGACCCGAGCAAGUCGUGGGAGUACCACUGCCCACGCGAGCACUGCAAGGGAGUCUUUCGCAGUCUGGAGCAGCAAAAGUACCACAAGAAGUGCCACCGCAAAAACGAGAUCACGUAUUACUGUCCCGAGUGCAAUAACUACUCGAACACGCGCUGGAAGAUCUUCCAGAAUCACUUGUGGAUGAAGCACAAGAAGGACUCUGGUCUGUACCACUGCCAGCAGUGUGGUUACAAGACGGAGAGUCUGUCCUACUUCAUGCUUGUCCAUCAGCCCUCGCACAACUGUGACCGCCCGUUCGCGUGCGAGGAAUGCGGGCGGGCCUUCAAGAACCGUCAUCUGUUCCAGCAGCAUCAGGUUAAUGUUCAUGGCAAUGGGAAGCGCAAGCAACCCAAACGUGAGCCAGUCAUGUGUGGACUAUGUCAAAAGACAUUCGCAGAUAAAAACAGCCUCAAGAAGCAUCAUCGUUACAUGCACUUAAAGCUGCGGCCAUUCAAAUGCCAAUAUUGUGACUAUGUCAGCUGCCGGCAGUCUCGUGUCAUAGCGCACACAAGAACUCAUACAGGGGACAAGCCUUACCAGUGUCACCACUGUACAUUUGCUACGUACGAGCACCGCAAUCUGCUACGUCAUGAGAAGCGACAUACUGGGGAGAAACCCUACGCUUGUCCUUAUUGCACCUACGCCUGCAUCCAGUCCACUGCCUUCAAGGCGCAUAUGAAAAGUAAACAUCCAGGCAAGCCGCUGGAGUUCUACUGCCCGCAGUGCGCGUUUCGCUGCAUCACCAUGGGCAAGCUGCACGAGCACAUGGGCAAGAGCCACCCGCUGACGCAGAAGCCGACCCUCGCUGACGUCGAAGCGAUGGUGGAGAUGGACCAGCUGGCACAGCAGGGCAACGUCGCCGUCAUGACACACCUGGGCGGCGGCGGCGUGCACCUCGCCGGCAGCGCUCAGGAGACGGCCGAGACGUUGGCGAGUCUCGCCGCGGGAGACACAUCUCAGGUGAGCGCGAACGUGCUGAUCGGCGCCGCAGCCGCGGCCGCCGCGGGACAGAACGUCGUCACGCAGCAUGUGCCGACGAUGGUGCAGCUGCCGGCCGUGUCCGUCAUGCACACGUCGAGUCCGCAGAACAUGGUCUACAGUGCGCAGCACCACGGCAACGGCGCGCCGGCGGCGGCGGCGCAGAUGACGCACACGACGACGCCGUACCACCACCAGGAGCAGCACAUCACGAUGACCGAGCUGAUGCCGCCCGACCCGCAGGGCGGCGACUCGGUCGCGGUCGCGGCGAUGAUACCAAGCGAACCGGACGGCUCUCACCGCCUCGUGUAUUUCAUCCAGCAGUAGUGGUGGCGGGGGACGCACGAUUGCAGUGUGUAGUCGAGCUUACAGGUAACGUGUGUGUGGAGGAAAAUGAAAGAAUUAUAUUUUUGAAGUGGAACCUAGCGAAGUGGUUCGUGCAACUUGUAGUGCAAACGUUGUCAGGUUGACAUCUGGAGAAAUGUAGUGUGAGUUUGGAAGUAGAAGAGUGAGUUAAAUUUCAAUUUCAUGUUAAUAUCUUCAAAGGCGGUUUUCGAAGCAAAUUUGUUUCAAUCCAUUUUUAGCCUUUUUAUAUUCAAUUUUCACUAUUAUAAAAUAUUGUGGGAAAUUUUCCCCCAAUUCAUGACCAGAAACUAAUAUAAUGCACAAAUGGAAAGUGCACUACAUAACGUUGUCAAGGGUGCAUAAUCUAUAGAGCAAACAAAGAUAAAGACUAGAAAUGAAGUCUAAGUUUCAAUCGCACUAAGUAUCACGAUAUGAACGUAGUUUGAAUAAUCUAGUAUUUUACAAAUGAUCGGCUAUGCUUGCUCGUUUCAAUAAGACCCACCCGACUGUUCGUGCAACAUUCCGCAGCCUAGCUAGAAGUGCAUAAAGAAGCAACAAUCUGAUACUCGGUGACAUUUUCACACUUUAAUUGAGUAUUAAAUUCACGCUGUUUGGAAUUGGUAUCAGUUGAUUAUCAGUAUCUAUCUUUAUAUAGAACAUAAUUAGCAUAUACACAGAACUUAUCAUAAGCCGCUUUCUUUGCUAGCUAGUAAUGCUUAGAUAUUCUAGAUAUAGACAUGGUGCUUUGGGCUGCGUACUGCCACAGAUAAAUAAUCAGAGGUUGGUGCAUCUUAACACUUGUAGCUCGGCGCAGAAACGUGGCUGGGAGAAGCUGUUAGUCUUACUGAGACGAACAAGCACAGCCGAUAGCAAGCAAGUAACACGUUGUUCAAACUAAGUGCAUGUUGUUACGUAAUUAGACUUAAAAUAAGAGGUUUUUAAUUUCUAUUGUUGUUUGAUCUAUAAUAUAUGUUCUCCUAAUAUUAUUCUACACUAGAACAUCUCAUUAUUAUUGACAUUUAUGUGCGGGUUUAAUACUAUAUGAAGUCGUCAUUUUAAAGGCAUACAGCAAUUUCCGCAUGCUGUCUGCAACCUGGUACCAAAAACAUACUAAGAAAGAGAUAUAAUUACAGCAUCCAUCUUUUCGGUAAAAACAGUGGUGCGAUGGUUGGUGAGUAUGACAUAACUCCACUACUGUCAUUAAUGUACAUAAUUUGUAUCAGUUUCUGACUUUGAGAGUUUCAUUUUUCACUUAAGAAUGUAUUGUGAAUGUACAAGAUCAUGAUACACAAUUAGUACUGAACAUAACUUAUAGAAGAUAUGACACUGUGUUAUUUUAUAAUCAGUAUUACAUGUACUAGCAUGGUAUAUUAGAACUGAUCCAGAAAUUCAUCAUUAAGAUGAACACUAGUAUAUUUUAUUGGUUUACUACUUCUGUAGGAAAGAAUAAGUUUAUAUGAUUAAUAAGGUCAUGGGUAAAAUUGAUUCAAAAUGCUUGAAAAAUUUAGGUUAUUUUAUAUUAUUUGAUAGUACAGCAACUCAGCUAAAGCAUAAUAUGGCUAUAAUAAUUAUAAAUGUUUUUUGAUAACACAACAUGCCAUAUAGUGAUGAUUGUGGAAUGGUAGAGGGUCGAUUGCAUGCCUUUUGUCAUUUCAUUUUUCAAUAUGUUUCAUGGAAUGUAAAUACUCUUGCAUGUUAUUCAUGGAGAAUAUAGUAACUUUUACAUCAAUAUAAUUCAUUGGAAAAUAUUAUUUUGUUAGUGACAUUGUUUUCAUAUUAACAGUGUUCAAACAUGAAUUAUUACUGUAAUACUUGACAUUAUACCUGAUUGCAUUGCAUGACUGUGAGGAUUUGAAUAAAGCAUUCUCAAAUUGA
This is a messenger RNA of Priapulus caudatus, 4671 nucleotides long. RefSeq names its product GDNF-inducible zinc finger protein 1-like. Gene Ontology annotation, cellular component: nucleus. NCBI's taxonomy places the organism in Eukaryota, Metazoa, Priapulida, Priapulimorpha, Priapulimorphida, Priapulidae. The transcript has 11 exons. The coding region runs from base 307 to 2778 and encodes 823 amino acids. Gene Ontology annotation, biological process: regulation of transcription by RNA polymerase II. Gene Ontology annotation, molecular function: RNA polymerase II transcription regulatory region sequence-specific DNA binding; DNA-binding transcription factor activity, RNA polymerase II-specific. The record is from RefSeq and is a predicted model, not a curated record.